AUGGCUAAAAGUUUACUUGAUAUCAUCAACAAAUGGAAUACUGAUGAAUUAUUCAACUUUUUGAGAAGUCAAGAAUUAAAUCUCGAUGAAGAAGAUUUUUUACUUCUAAGGAAUCAAAAAAUUUCGGGUUCGAGUUUUCCUUUACUAAGUAAAAAAGAUCUUCUUCGAUGUCAGCUAAAAUGGUCAUUCGAUCAUUUUGAAGGAUGGGUUUUGCAAAAUUAUACUGUACCGAAAAAAGAAGUUUAUGCUCGAUGUUUUUUUAAAAUUAUUCGAAAAAUCAAAGAAGACCCUAGGACUUUAAAAGAGAUCAAAGAAAUAAUGUCAAUUUUGGAUAAAAAGUUAGGUAUCGUAGAUGAUAACUCCGUCGAUAACUCUGUUGAUAAAUAUCUCGCGUAUAAAUCAAUGUUGAAGAGCAACAUCUCGCCAUUUGUUGAUUUAAUUUUAAGUUAUCAUAAAUCCAAAGCUUUUAGGGAGUUUAAAGAUUAUAAUGAAACCGCAUUUCAGACGGCAAUUGAAUUGCUACUUCCAACCAAAAAUCGCCAACCUGAAGUUCGACUUGUAGUUGAUGGGUCGAAAAAUUCAGGCGCAGGUCGCUUUGGAUUUAUUGACAUUUUUGUUAAUGGAGUGGAUGAAGACGGAAUAAAUUCGAGCGUAAUAUUGGAGUUAAAAUGUAUUUCUUUGGUAGGUCUUUUAAGUGGAGAAAAGGCAAGAUGGGUUGAAAACGCAGACUACAAAUCAUUAAAGGCCUUAGAUAAUAAGAUCAAAGAAGAAACUGAAGACGAAUUAUUAAAUAGAAAAUAUUUCUAUUGGUGUAAGGAAAAAAAGAAAUAUGAGCAAGUAUUAGUGAGAGAGUUAGUUAAAAAUGGAAUGGAACAACUUGGUAGGUAUAUGAAAACGGUGCGGAAGGGUAGUGUUAAUAAGUAUGAUAAAUCAGGAAUUUAUGAUGACAAAAUUCAAGUAAUGAAGGGGGAAGGGUAUUUGGGAGGAGUACUUGUGGUUUCACUUGGUUCUAAACGUGACCUUAUUGCUAAAUUAGGUGAUGAUACUGCAUCUUACAAAACGAAUUCUGAUAAUACCCCUGAACAGAUAGAAAAUAUAUCUGAUAAUAUUUCUAAUUCUGAUAUAUAUCAAGAGUCGAAUAUUCAAUACCCUGAACCACUUAUUCGUACGGAGUUUGAAUCUUGUAAAGAUAAAGAGAUCGAAUUCCUAGAUCAUGUACAUAAAGAAACUAUUAGCACCGAGAUAAGAGAGAGAAAUAGGAAAAAAAAGCUAUUACAGACUAACAAUACUUCCAUUUCUCAAUCUGAGAAUUUAUCUUCAGUUAAUGCAUCCAAGUUACCAGCUGGUCUUGAAAUAUAUCCAUCAAACCAUGAUCAGAAUUCAGAAUCGACUAUACUUAAUAACUCUAAUAAUGAAGUUAUUAUCAAGUUGGAUAAAAAUCUAAUUACGGAACAGGAAUUAAAACAACAACUGUCAGCAUCUAUACCUACUCCCAUAAUCUCAGAUCAGCUUCAGGAUCGAGACUCAUCUUCAGUUACAGCGGAAAGCAUAGUUUACGCAUUUUAUAAGGCCAUUCAAUCGGGACAAGAAGGGAUACUUUACUGGUAUUAUUUUAUCGAAAAAUAUGACAAAAAAAUCGAUGAGAUUGUUAUUAGUGAAAUUAAAAGAAAAACUGCAACAUCUAUGAGUCAUGUGACUAAAAACCGUGAAGAUUUUCUUCACGAUCAGAGUCAUGCGACUUCAAAAAUUAAUCUGACUAAUACAUAUAUUCCUUCGAAAGCACCUCAAUCUAAGUUAACGAAUGAUCGAUCCUAUUUUCGUAGCAAAACAUUGGAUCAAUAUCCUAAUUUAUAUCGAGAAGGUAGUGAUGGAAACGACGAUUAUUAUGGAAUUACUGAUGAAUCUUUAUGCCCACUAUGCAAGUUAGAUCACGACGAUGAUAAUGGUAUAGAAGGUAGAUAUGAAAUUGGAUCCUAUUAUAUUAAAUGUGAACAGCCUAAUAAAACAUUGACUCCCGAAUAUUUGGAAUGGGAAGCUAAAUUAACAGAAUUGCCGGGUAUUUUGACGGAUAAAAUUCGUUCUAGGUUAUAUAAAAGAUACAAGAAAAAAACUGGGCUCGAUCCCUGGAUAAUGUCUGAAACCUUUGAGUCCCCACAAAUUGAAGAAGAUACUAGUAAUUACCUUUCACAGGAUUGUGUUAUCAAAAUUUCUAAGUUUCCAGAAGAAAAAAGCACAAUCCAUGAAGCAGUACAUAAACAUUUUCCUUUCUUAUCAUAUACUAAUUCAAAUGUAUGGCACCGGGAUGUUUUUAAAUAUACCGAUUCAGAAGCUAAAUGCCCAGUAUGCAAAGAGGUACAUACACAUCGAGAGGCAGGCUUACGCCAAUAUGCCAUUGAACAUGGAAUGGAUCCCGAGAAAUUUUCGGUUAUUACUGAGGCUGAGAAAAAUAGGUGGACCACGGGAUGUUUUCGUGGGGAUUUGGAAAGAGAUAUACGUUUCUAUCGUGGUGGAAUAGAAAGAAAAGAAGACCCUAGAAAAUAUCGUAAAUUUUUAACAGAUCGGGAGAGGCUAGUCGGUGAAGAGUUAUUACGUCGUGGUAUACUAAAAAGUGGUUUGACUACUGCAUGGCUCGAUGAUCUUAUGGAAGAAUGGGAAAAAAUCCAUGCUCAAUUCAUACAAAUUUUUAAUUAG
Messenger RNA from Racocetra fulgida, 2691 nucleotides. Lineage: Eukaryota; Fungi; Glomeromycota; Glomeromycetes; Diversisporales; Gigasporaceae. The record is from the annotation of a GenBank genome assembly.